GGACCACUGCUCGAUCCAUAACUUCCGUGUAUCUUCUUCGUGUUUCUCUUGUGCGGUAGGAGUGUGUUGUGACUACUUCUUCGAAAUAAAUAACCAUGUCUAUUGAAGUGGAAUCUGCUGACGUGGUCCGUCUGAUUAUGCAGUAUUUGAAGGAAAACAAUCUGCACCGAACCCUGGCCACGCUGCAGGAGGAGACAACGGUGUCUCUAAAUACAGUGGACAGCAUAGAGAGCUUUGUGGCAGACAUCAACAGUGGCCACUGGGAUACCGUCCUGCAAGCCAUCCAGUCCCUCAAGCUACCAGAUAAGACCUUGAUAGAUCUUUAUGAACAGGUUGUCUUGGAGCUUAUUGAGCUUAGAGAGCUUGGUGCUGCCCGUUCGCUCCUCAGACAGACCGAUCCCAUGAUCAUGUUGAAACAGACGCAGCCAGAGCGAUACAUCCACCUGGAGAACCUGCUAGCUCGCUCCUACUUUGAUCCCAGAGAGGCUUACCCAGAUGGCAGCAGUAAAGAGAAGCGACGCGCGGCCAUCGCUCAGGCUCUGGCAGGAGAGGUCAGCGUGGUGCCACCCUCCCGUCUCAUGGCUCUGCUGGGACAAUCUCUGAAGUGGCAGCAGCAUCAAGGUCUCCUGCCGCCUGGUAUGACCAUUGACUUGUUCAGGGGUAAAGCGGCUGUGAAAGACGUAGAGGAGGAGCGCUUCCCCACUCAGUUGAGCAGGCAUAUAAAGUUUGGACAGAAAUCUCAUGUGGAAUGUUCUAGAUUCUCCCCCGAUGGUCAGUAUCUGGUCACUGGUUCUGUAGAUGGUUUCAUUGAAGUCUGGAACUUCACCACUGGAAAAAUCAGGAAGGAUCUGAAAUAUCAGGCUCAAGAUAACUUCAUGAUGAUGGAUGAUGCUGUGCUGUGUAUGUGCUUCAGUCGAGAUACCGAGAUGUUAGCAACAGGAGCCCAGGAUGGAAAAAUCAAGGUGUGGAAGAUCCAGAGUGGUCAAUGUCUGAGAAGAUUUGAGCGUGCCCACAGCAAAGGAGUAACCUGUGUGAGUUUCUGUAAAGACACCAGCCAGCUGCUCAGCGCCUCCUUCGACCAGACCAUCAGAAUCCAUGGACUGAAAUCCGGUAAAUCGCUAAAGGAGUUCCGCGGCCACGCCUCGUUCGUCAACGAAGCCACAUUUACCCCAGAUGGCCAUCACAUCAUCAGUGCUUCCUCAGAUGGAACAGUUAAAGUGUGGAACGUGAAGACCACAGAGUGCACCAGCACUUUCAAGCCUCUUGGCGCAUCAGCUGGAACAGACAUCACAGUCAACAACGUCCUUCUGCUGCCCAAGAACCCAGAACAUAUUGUAGUGUGUAACCGCUCCAAUACAGUGGUCAUCAUGAACAUGCAGGGACAGAUCGUGAGGAGCUUCAGCUCCGGUAAGAGGGAAGGCGGUGACUUUGUGUGCUGCUCUCUGUCGCCCCGCGGCGAGUGGAUCUACUGCGUAGGUGAAGACUUUGUGCUGUACUGCUUCAGCACCGUCACAGGCAAACUGGAGAGAACGCUGACGGUCCACGAGAAGGAUGUGAUUGGAAUUGCCCACCACCCCCACCAGAACCUGAUCGCCACCUACAGCGAGGAUGGCCUGCUGAAACUCUGGAGACCUUGAACCAUCUUUAGGAGAGGGACCUGGACAUUCCCAAUCUUCCCAUUUCGUUUUGUUUUUGUAAUUUCUUUGCUCUGGUCAAUCCUUCCCAGAUUCAAAUGGACUUCAAACAGAUGUACAAGAGAACCAGCAGUCUUUCACACUCAGAAUAAUAGAAAUGUGGUUAAUUAAAAACAGAGUGUACAGUUUUUUAAGUUGUUUUUGUAUCAUUAAAAUUUGGCAGCUUAUGUCAUUUUAUUGUAGUAGUAGUAGUGGGACUUGAGUUCUUUUAGACAAAGACAUGUUUUAAAGUUUUUCAGUUGAUGUCACAUUUAAAUAACAUCUACCAAUAUAAUAUGUAUCUGAGUCAAGCAGCGUUUGCUUUAAUGAGAUGCAGAUUAUACAUUUGUCAGCAAAGGUACCGAGAUAUUACGGAAACUAGAAAUAACACCUUCAGUUGUAGGGAAAUGUUCUCCCAAAAUCAAACAAAAACUCCUGGUUUUUACAUUUUCACUUUCUGUUAAACUAAAAAGAUCCCAUUGGUCUCUGCCCGAGCUUAAACGGCCUUUACUUUUCUGGAUUAACAAGUUGGCUUGUUAGAGAAAUGGACUUUAGUCUUGUUUUAAAAAUCCCACACUUUUGAAAAUAUUUUCCAGUAAAAAAAAUUGGUCUUUUUAUUCUUUAUCUUUAAGAAGACUUCUGUCUUCUGUUUUAUUGUCCCACGUUUGGUAACAGCUGGACAGGAGCUCCUCACAUUAAAAUAGGUUUUAAUCCCUUAAACUCAAGAGAUGAUAGUAAGAAGGCUUGCUCAGUGUGGAGAAAUGUGAAGGUUUUCAUAUGUAUUUAGGAAAUUUCUUCAAAAUUUGAUGAGAUGAGGUCUUAAAAAUCUACUGAAACUACAAAUGUCACAUGUAACAUUUUUCUGUCUGUGCCAUUAAAACCAUCUAAGCUGAACAGUAAAA
This is a messenger RNA of Girardinichthys multiradiatus, 2575 nucleotides long. It is a transcript of the gene smu1a, whose product is annotated as SMU1 DNA replication regulator and spliceosomal factor a. Gene Ontology annotation, molecular function: protein binding. The coding region runs from base 96 to 1637 and encodes 513 amino acids. Gene Ontology annotation, cellular component: precatalytic spliceosome. Gene Ontology annotation, biological process: mRNA splicing, via spliceosome. The record is from RefSeq and is a predicted model, not a curated record. NCBI's taxonomy places the organism in Eukaryota, Metazoa, Chordata, Actinopteri, Cyprinodontiformes, Goodeidae. The transcript has 12 exons.